Messenger RNA from Alnus glutinosa, 2363 nucleotides. RefSeq lists its product as uncharacterized. The transcript is spliced from 11 exons. The coding region runs from base 135 to 1784 and encodes 549 amino acids. The record is from RefSeq and is a predicted model, not a curated record. NCBI's taxonomy places the organism in Eukaryota, Viridiplantae, Streptophyta, Magnoliopsida, Fagales, Betulaceae.
UGGUGUUUUUGUAACAGCCCUCGCGCGCGUGUGGGUAUAUGUGUGCUCUAUGAAGUGGUGGAAAGCCGGGAAAUUUGAGAAAGUAGAGGAAGAGCUCCGCUAAGCUGGUGUGUAUUCCGCACGUUCAAAGGGCGAUGGCGCUCGACUCAGAACCAGCCCUUGUAGAAGAACAAGGAGAAGAAGAAGAAGAAAAAGAACGGAAAUUACAACUUGAUGCACCGGCACAUCACCCUUCUGCUCCGCCUGAUGAGUUGUUUGAAAUCUCAACUACAGUUGAUCCUAGUUAUAUAAUCUCUCUGAUACGGAAACUUCUACCAACUGAUGCAAGAAAUAACCACGAUUCUCCUGGCGUUGAUGCGUGUGUUGACAUUAAUCAAGUAGAAAAUACUGGUCAUGUGGAAGAAUGUUCAGCUUCUCUAUCUGGAGAUGAAGUUCUGAAUUCUUCAAAUAAUAAAUCUGAGAGCAUGGAGAUUGUUGGGGAUUAUGAUCAACAUGCUCGACAAGAAGGAGAAGAUGAAGAAUCAUUUCGUACAUCUGAUCAGCCUAGUGUAUCAUCAGAAGAAGAGGCUUGGGAGGAGUAUGGUUGCAUUUUAUGGGAUCUUUCUGCAAGUAAAACUAAUGCAGAACUCAUGGUACAAAACCUCAUACUUGAAGUACUUUUAGCAAACCUUUUGGUUUCCCAAUCUGUGCGUGUUAAGGAGAUUAGCCUUGGAAUUAUUGGAAACCUUGCCUGCCAUGAAGUUCCGUUGAAACAUAUAGUCUCUACAAAUGGAUUGGUUGAGAUAAUUGUGGAUCAGUUAUUUCUAGAUGAUGCUCAAUGCCUAUGUGAAGCUUGUCGGUUGUUAACCUUGGGUUUUCAAAGUGGGGGUGAAUGUAUUACUUGGGCUGAAGCAUUGCAGUCUGAGCAUAUUCUAUGCCAAAUUUUAUGGAUUGUGGAAAAUACUUUAAAUCUACAGCUUAUUGAAAAGAGUGUAGGACUAUUAUUAGCCAUCAUUGAAAGUCAGCCGAAAGUUGUGCAUGUUCUUCUUCCACCUUUGAUGAAGCUGGGAUUGCCAAAUUUAUUGAUUAAUCUCUUGACUUUUGAGAUGAGCAAAUUAAUGAGUGAAAGAACACCUGAAAGGUACCCAAUUCUUGAUGUAGUCCUUCGCGCAAUUGAAGCUCUUUCUGCUAUAGAUGGUUAUUCUCAAGAAAUCUGUUCAAAUAAGGAACUUUUUAGACUGGCUUGUGACAUGGUCAAACUCCCUGACAAAGUUGAGGUUGCCAGCUCUUGUGUUACUGCUGCAGUACUGGUUGCAAAUAUUCUUUCUGAUGUAUCUGAUUUAGCUUCAGAGAUGUCACAGGAUUUGCAUUUCUUACAGGGGCUGCUCGAUAUAUUUCCUUUUGCUUCGGAUGAUCUAGAAGCACGGAGUGCACUCUGGAGCAUCAUUGCAAGGUUGCUAUUUCAUGUUCAGGAAAAUGAGAUGAGUCAAUCAAGUCUAUCUCAGUAUGUUUCAGUUCUUGUAAGCAAAUCUUAUCUGAUUGAAGAUGAUCUUCUCGACCACCAAUUAGAUGACUCCAGCAAAGGACACGAGGGCUUGACAACUAAUUGCACAAAAUCAAAUGCUAUAACUACAGCCCUUAGAAGGAUAAUCAGUAUUUUAACCCAAUGGACUGCUUCAAAGGACUCUGCUGAAGAGAGUAACAUGACAAGCGAACUUAACGGAGAUAAUGUCAAUAUGAAUAGAUUGCUUGAUUGCUGUCGUAAAUAUUCUGAAUUUAAUGCUGCAUCGUCCUUCAAGGAUUGAAAUUUGUUCGUAUUGCCAUCUGCGUAGUUUGUAUCGCCAUCUGCGUCCUACUUUUGAGAUGUAUACCCCGUGCAAUCACAGCAGAGAAAAUUCCUGUAAAGAAUAUUGCUGAGAGGAAUACAUUUUUUCUGGAUCCUGCUAGGAACAUUGAAAUUUAGCUGCCAGGACAAGAUUGCAAGAGAUCCAAAUUGUGCCUCGUACAUGAGAAUGGCGGUCGGACAGAUGCCCCCGGCCUCACGUUUACAUUGUCAGUUUUGCUGGUAGAAGUCCAGAGGCAUGUUAUCCAAAACAUUUGCCUGCUUAAUGUAACACACUAGGUUGUCUUGUGGGGAUGGAAUGCUUGAAUAGAAGCAGAGCCUUUUUGUAGCAUGAAUCGACUCUGCACUUUGGCACUUUCUAGUUGGCAGACCACAGGACAUUUAGUUUGGACACAACAUUGUAAAAAGAAAAUGACCAAGUGGGUGAGAAUUAAGUCCAUGUUUUCCGUUUCAGUUAGGCCUCAGUGUGAACUAGGUAAAAGAGACUAUUAAGUUUAGAAAAGCCAUAUAAAUGAGAGCAAUGCUAGAAAUUUUAUUUUUA